AAAACCAAACCUGACGGCCCCCCGAGCGUCACUUAUAAAGGGGGGAUGCAGCAGCUCUGACCGGCUCAUCAUCUGGAUCUCCAGCUGAUUAAUAAGGCUUUAUUACCGCAGACUCAGACAGCCGUCCACCGUCUGACCAACGUCCGAAAUGAAGUGUGUUUGGGUGAUGAUGCUGUUCCUCCACUGUGCUCUUUCAGAGAAGUUUAAGGUGGUCAGUCCAGGCAGUCCUGUUUCAAUUCCACUUGGUUAUAAUGUAAUUCUGCCGUGCUUCGUCCAGCGUGAGAGCGAUAAAGCCAGCAUGAACGCCGAGGAUUUGAAUGUUACGUGGACCAAAUCCAACACAAAAGUGCAUCUGUAUGAAAAUAAAAAGGAUGAUGUCACCCAGCAGUCCGGGUCCUACAAGAACAGAACAGCUCUUCAUAAAGCUGCGCUCAGGAAAGGCGACGCCUCUCUCAGCCUGGCUCAGGUCAAAGGUGCUGACAAUGGAAAAUUCAAAUGCACUGUUAAGUCUGGAAGCCAAGAGGGAGCAGUGGAAGUUGAUCUUCAAGUUAAAGCUAUUGGGACGCACCCUGAGAUCACAGUGGCGACUUUACAGUGUAAAUCUAAAGGCUGGCUACCUGCGCCUGAGCUUGAGUGGCUGGACAGUAACGGAACCGUCCUGACAGCAAAGGUUACGAAGACAGAAAGAGACGAUAAGCUGUUCGACGUGGAAAGCAGCGCCGAUGUAAAGUCGGGUGACGUGUUCUACUGCAGAGUGAAGCAGAAGGAAAUCGUAAAGGAGGAAAAGAUCAAGCCAUAUGAGACGUGUGUUAGUUGGAUAGCGGUCGUUGGCGUCCUUUCGGCUGUGCUCCUGGUGGCGGUGAUUGUGUGUGUUAUCAAAGCAAAGGCCCGUUAGAGACGUUUUGUUUUUCAGCAGUCCGGCAGCUGAGGCUGAAGAGCGGAAAUGUCUGAUUCUCCUUCAUCUGAUUCAGCAAAUCAUAUUAAAAACACAGAAAAACAUCUUUAAACUUCGUUUAAACAACAGGUUCCACAUAGUUAAAUGAAG
Colossoma macropomum (tambaqui) is the source of this 1045-nucleotide messenger RNA. Its product is annotated as selection and upkeep of intraepithelial T-cells protein 3-like. The record is from RefSeq and is a predicted model, not a curated record. The coding region runs from base 149 to 895 and encodes 248 amino acids. NCBI's taxonomy places the organism in Eukaryota, Metazoa, Chordata, Actinopteri, Characiformes, Serrasalmidae. The transcript is spliced from 6 exons.